Jatropha curcas is the source of this 6239-nucleotide messenger RNA. NCBI's taxonomy places the organism in Eukaryota, Viridiplantae, Streptophyta, Magnoliopsida, Malpighiales, Euphorbiaceae. The record is from RefSeq and is a predicted model, not a curated record.
ACCCAGACAUGCGUAGUGUCACGUGCAUCAAGAACAGGCCUCCGUUGGGCUAAGGCUCAUGGUCUUGCACUGGGUAAUUGGGCUUGUCCUUAUGGGGCAGGGAAAAGUUUCUGUCGCUUCUUUAAAGGACCGAAAAUUUUCCGUUUUGCUUGCUCCGAGUCUGAUUCUCUCCCUCAGUCGUUUCUCAGGAAGACGGUUUCUACAGAAUAUUACAAAUCAAAAGGGCACCAUUGCAAAGUUACAAAUCUAGUGACAACUAGGGUUUAACAGACCACCAACUGAGGAGAGAAAAAUAAAAUAAAAUAAAAUAAAAAGCUAGGGUUUAUCAGAGAGCGUUUGAAUCAAACAUCUUCAAUUCAUACUUCUAUUGCACCAAAAAAAAAAAAAAAAAAAAAAAAUAAAAAAAAAAAAAAAAAAAAAGAAGAAAAAUAGUGGAAGGGAGAGCUGUGACUCUCUCUCACUUGAUUUUUUUGACAAUGAGUGCCGCAGAGAGCAAUUCAAUGGAGUUCAUAGUCUCUUCUCUCUCAAGCAGCUUUAAACAAGUCCCUUUGCCAGCUAUCCCACCAAUGCUUGAUUGCAUUUUAGCAUCCACAGGCUUGUCUUCAGCUUCACUUUUCUAUUCCCUUCUUGACUCUUUUCCUAAUCUCAGCAAGGAUUUUAUCAAGGAGGACCAGAAGUUGGAUUCUGGUUGCUGUGACUUUCUUAUGUCAAUUGUGGGAGCACUUUGUCACCUUUUGAAGAAGCUUGGGAUUAAUCCUAAUAGCAUGCAGUCAUUUAUCUGGAGAUGCUUUAUUCCAUUGAUGAAGAUGGUUCAUGUAUUGGAGCGUGAGUUGCUUAACCAGAUCGUAGAGUCCUUCUUUAAUGCUGUGACCGUGACUGAUUCUUGGGGUGUUUUAGAAGCUACAUUGGUGCCAUUUUUCCUGAGAUCAGCUGGUCUUUCAGUAGGUAUGUCUCAAAAUGAAGAAUCAGAUAUCUUUGAAUGGGAUCAGUAUUCAGUUCUGCAAGGUUUAGAUGGCAUGAUAGAUAAUUUGAAUCUGGAUAAAGAGUUUAUCCUCUCUCUAUCUGGGUCAUUUCCACUUUCCAUAUCAUGCCAUGUUUUAACCUUAAUACUAGAUUCUGCUCUGCAAAGUUUCCAGGCAGCUUCAACUACAGAAUCAAUGUUGGAAAAUGACUCUUGUUAUGCGGAUCAGUUGUUUAGCAAAUUGCUUUGGGAUCUUUGCAAUAUGAGUGAGCGAUUAUUUUCACGAAGUUUGGAACACCGGUCUUGUGCUAUUAGCUUUCUUCUCCCAGUCCUUUUUAAAUCAUUUGUUUCACAUCACUCUUUGGAAAUCUCAGUUGAUGGGAGGGCAUGUGUUCUUUCCAGACACAUUUUCUCUAAGAAAAUAUGGAAUUGCUGCAAAUCACUGCUGUCUUGCGGACCUUUGGAGAGAAGAGAUGCAUAUUGUGUGCUCUCUCUAUACUUGUCCUUCCUCUCGCGUGUGGAGAGAUGUCAGAAUGCUGAUGCAAGUGUUAGAGCAGAAGAAUUUGACGUGAGAGCUGAAAGAGAAUUUUGGGUUGAAAUAAAAAGGGGCCUGGUUGAUGAGGAAAGCUUAGUGAGGAAGCAAUCAUUACAUAUAUUGAAAAGAGUACUACAAAUAAGUGAAGAGGGCCAGCGCAACUCUUUUGUUCCAGAGAAGAAAUCACGAGAGAAACAUUCAGUCCCUCAUGGUAUGACAAAAAGGGAAAUGUGGGCUAACAAGGAAGCUAAAUCACUGGGUGUAGGGGAAAUCUGUAGUUCAAUUGAUUCUCCCUUAGACAUUCAGCAGCAGUGGGAGGCAUUCAUACUUCAAUAUGAGAUGCUUGAAGAGUAUGGUACUCAUCUGGUAGAAGCUGCCUGGGAUCAUCAGAUAACCUUGUUGCUUCAGUUUUCAGUAUCACGUGAUAAUUUCGCGAGCUCUAUUUGUGGGAGAGUUUGCCAGAGUGAGGUUGAAGAUUUAGGUGAAGUUUUUACUUGGUUAACAAUUUUGUGGCAACUGGGUUUUCGUCAUGACAAUCCCCAAGUUAGGUGCUUGAUCAUGCAGUCAUUUUUGGGCAUUGAGUGGAUGGAGUAUGGUGAUGCUGCAAAAUCAGUGCCUGAAAGUUUUGUUCUUGGUCCAUUUAUUGAAGGAUUAAAUGACCCUGUCCACCACAAAGAUUUUGGUGUAAAAGGAGUUUACACUUCAAGGACUAUUGAAGGAGCAGCCAAGUUUCUAUAUCAAUAUACAAGACAUCUAAAUGUGAGGAAAGGAAUUGACUUUUUGCAUAGUUUAGCAUUGAUUGCUAAACAUCAGUCUUUUGGUAGAGCUGGAUUAAUGGGUCUUGCUGAAUGUAUUGCUUCAGCUGCUUCCGGAGUAGGAAUACAGGAUGAUAAUGAAGUUGAAUGGAGCGAAGAUGCUUCUCCUAAUGCAGUUCAGUUGAAAUCUUCUUCAAACAAAAUUCACCACCUCGACAAAACAGACUUAUUGGAUACUUUGAGAUUUGUCAUUGAGAGCAGCAAACAACAUUUCAACCCUAAUUAUCGUCUUCGAGUGUGUGAAAAAGUUCUGGAGGCUGUUGCUUCUGUUGUCAGUACAUUCAAUGUGCCACUAGAGGUUCUCUUGCACUUUGUUUCAACAUUGCCACGGGAGUUUACUGAUUAUGGGGGUUCGUUAAGAGAAAAAAUGCAAGAAUGGCUUUUUGGGGGUGAUAAGUUUUACAGUUCUAAUAACAAUAGUAAUCAGAUUAAGCUUCUGAAAAGCCUUCAGGAAUUCCCAGAAAGGUUUACCAGCUCCCAAGUUUUUGUCGACACUUUUGUUAGUUUUGAUGACGAAGACUUGGAUGCAUGGGAAUCUGAAGCAAAAAGAUGGGCAAGAAUGCUAUUUCUUGUAAUCAAGGGGGAAGAUCAAUUAGGGCCUAUAUUCACGUUUAUUCGCAAGUAUGGGGUUAACAUCUGUGAAGAAUUCAAUCGUGUUGGUUGUUCACCUGUGAAAUUUUUUGUCAUUACCAUUAAUCUGGUUGCAGAGAUUCAACUAAUGCAGGAGAAAGCACUUGACAAUGGUAUCAGAAUUAGAAAUAAACCCAAAGUUAGUUUGUUUGAGACAGUGGAUCAAUUGGAUUGUGCAGAAGCUUCUAUAAUCAAUGGAAAAUUGUCUGAUAUUUUUCUGUCAAUACUGGACGAUCUGGUCAAUUUUGCUUGUGCAUCUUGUUCCAUUUUCUUAACUAGCACUGCCAGGGACACAAGUCUUCCCAGUUCUGUGAGAGGAAAACUUGGAGGUCCAAGUCAACGUCGGCUUUCAUCUUCAACCAAUAUAUAUAUAUAUAUAUAUAUUUAUAAAAAGCCGAUAACAUCAAUCCGAGCAGUUGCAUCUAUCAUGUCAUGGUGUGCACAGUUUACCAGUGAUGUUCAUCUCAAGUUUGCUUGGACUUUUAUGUGGCAAUUCUUUUGGAAGACUGUUUCAUCUCCGACUUGUGGUUCUGAGAAUGGAGCAGAAAUUUGUCUAGCAGCAUAUGAAGCAUUAGUUCCGGUUCUCAGAUCUAUAGCCUCUACAUUCUCUCCACGAGCUAUGGAUCUUAUUAUGGAAAAUGACAAAUCAUCAACAUCUGCAGAAGGCAGUUGCUUAGAUCAGUUGGUUCUGUCUUUCCUUCAAAAUAUAAAUAAUCUUCUUGCUGUUGGAGUAUUGGUGCGAACCCGAAGAGCGGUGUUACUGAAUUGGAAGUGGCUAUGCCUAGAAUCUCUGCUAUCCAUUCCUCAAACUGCUGUUGAGAAUGGGAUUCAUUUAGAGGAUAAUAGAUCAUUCUUCUCAGAUGCAGUAAUCAGAUACAUUUUUAGUGAUCUUGUUGAAAGCCUUGAGAAUUCUGGAGAAAGUUCUGUUUUGCCAAUGCUGAGAUCCAUCAGAUUGACCUUGGGGCUCUUGUCCUCUGAAAGUUCAGGUUCACUUGUUUCAUCAUGCAAUGAUGUGGAUUCACAGAUGAUGUGGCAUUUGGUUCGUUCCUCUUGGAUAUUGCAUGUCAGCAACAACAAGCGGAGGGUUGCAUCUAUUGCUGCACUUUUGUCUUCUGCCUUACAUACUUCUGUGUUUGCUGAUGAGGGGAUGCAUUUAAUUAACAAUGUACCUGGACCUCUGAAGUGGUUUGUUGAAAAUAUUCUCGAGGAAGGUACCAAAAGUCCCCGCACAAUUCGCCUUACAGCAUUGCAUUUGACAGGGCUCUGGCUUUCACAUCCAAGGAUAAUUAAGUACUACAUAAAAGAACUAAAGCUUCUUACACUCUAUGGUUCCGUUGCAUUCGAUGAAGAUUUUGAAGCUGAACUAACUGAAAACCGUGAGGCAAGGAUUGAAGUUUCAUUGUUGGCUAAAAGCCCAGAUUCUGAGCUGACUGAAGCAUUUAUCAAUACGGAAUUAUAUGCCCGUGUCUCUGUUGCUGCUCUAUUCUACAAGCUGGCUGAUUUGGUGGGGUCAACAAAUGAAAAUGAAGAUUAUUGUGCUGCUAUUGAAUCUGGCAAAUUGUUUCUGCUAGAGCUUCUUCAUUCUGUGGUUAACGACAAAGAUCUUGCAAAGGAGUUGUAUAAAAAGUACAGUGGGAUCCAUAGGCGUAAAAUACGUGCUUGGCAAAUGAUAUGUAUUUUGUCACGAUUUGUAACUGAUGAUAUAGUUGAGCAAGUUACUGGCUGCUUGCACAUUGCCCUUUAUAGAAACAACUUGCCUGCUGUUCGACAAUAUUUGGAGACAUUCACAAUUAAUAUUUACAUAAAAUUCCCAUCAUUGGUUGCGAAACAUUUGGUUCCUAUAUUACGGGAUUAUGACAUGAAGCCACAGGCACUCUCUUCCUAUGUGUUCAUAGCAGCUAAUGUCAUUCUCCACUCAUCUAGUAGGUUUCUAUCCAGUCAUUUGGAUGAAUUACUCCCUCCUAUAGUCCCAUUGUUAACCUCGCAUCACCACAGCUUACGAGGAUUUACUCAGUUACUAGUCUACCAUGUUUUUUCUAAAUAUUUUUCUUUGGUGGACUCUGGAGCCUCUGAAACCAUCCCUUUGGAAAAGAAGUGCUUUGAAGAUAUGAAAUUAUACCUUGCAAAGAACCCUGAUUGUAGGCGCUUACGAGCAUCAAUGGAAGGAUAUCUUGAUGCCUACAAUCCCAUUAUCUCCAGUACUCCAGCUGGAAUUUUUGUAAACCGGGUCGAGGAGCUUGAGUUUGAAUGUGUUCCAACAUCCCUCUUGGAGGAAGUGCUCAAUUUUCUAAACGAUGUAAGGGAAGAACUCAGAUGUUCAAUGGCAAAGGAUGUUGUAACUAUAAAGAAUGAGAGCUUAAAAAUUGAUGCAGAUGCUAACUACAGGAGAACAUUACCUAAUGGGGAACUAAAUAAAGAAACAUCAUUAGAUUUUCAGAAAAAAAUUACUCCUGCCAAACAUGAGAAAGAAGAUUCUGAUUCCAGUUCCAUUUUGGGAAGCAAUAAAGGAUACAAACAGCUGUUGGAAAUAGAAAAGGAGGAUGAACUUCUAGAUCAGUCAGUUCAAUCUAGGAUUUUGACAAUGGAAAGAAUGAAAGCAAGUCGACAACAUUUUAUCCUUGUGGCAUCAUUCCUCGAUCGAAUUCCCAACCUUGCUGGAUUGGCACGGACAUGUGAGGUAUUUAAGGCAUCGGGAUUGGCCAUUGCAGAUGCAAGCAUAUUAAAUGACAAACAAUUCCAACUCAUCAGUGUGACAGCGGAGAAGUGGGUUCCCAUCAUAGAAGUCCCAGUAAACAGUGUGAAGCACUUCCUCGAGAAAAAGAAGCAAGAAGGCUUCUCUAUCUUGGGAUUGGAGCAAACAGCCAAUAGUGUACCGCUUGAUAAGUACACCUUUCCUAAGAAAACAGUCCUGGUUCUUGGGCGUGAAAAGGAGGGUAUACCUGUUGAUAUAAUCCAUAUACUGGACGCUUGCCUUGAGAUUCCACAACUGGGAGUGGUUAGGUCACUCAAUGUUCAUGUCAGUGGAGCCAUUGCUCUCUGGGAGUAUACUCGACAACAACGUUUUCAAUAGUUCUUUGCUUUAGAUAGGAGUUUCCUUGCAAUAUACAAUAUGCAGCGUAUCUUCACAAUACCUUCAGUGGCUACAGGCUGACUUUAUUGCUUCUGUAAUUUAUGUAUUUAAUGUUUCUGAGUUGCAAUGUUGUAAUAUCUGAUGAGGCUGUAUUCUUUGUUGAAUCGAAGCACCAAUGGUUCUCUUAACCAAAGAAUUUCGUGUUUAAUUCUUUUGAGUUGAAUUUCA